This is a messenger RNA of Cylicocyclus nassatus, 2226 nucleotides long. The record is from the annotation of a GenBank genome assembly. NCBI's taxonomy places the organism in Eukaryota, Metazoa, Nematoda, Chromadorea, Rhabditida, Strongylidae.
AUGGGCAGCAUAUUCUAUCUGGAACCAAAAGAUGAGAAAACUGCAAACAGUGGCAAGGAUGUUUAUGGGCCAUGCUCAUCAAGCGAAGUAUCGUCUAUGGAUUCUAAUACACACUCGCCACAUGUGAGUUUCAACAACUGCAAUGACUACUACGAGAAAGAAAGCCCUGCACCACGACGGAUCGGCUUCAAACAGCGGGCUUCGCAAGUGAUUUUUGAGAUUCCAGUGGAGCACUUGCGUCGAAUGAAAGAUACCGAAGGCAUUGGCUCCAUUAGCCGCGAAACGCAACAUUUUUCAAAUACCACAACGAUGCACGGACCAAAGCGUAUCUUCACGGGCAAAAGAUUCGCAAAAUAUUUUUGGAUACUCAUGAUGUUUGGAUCAGGACUACUACUAUUAUAUCAAGUUGGCACGCUUGUGUCCAUGUAUUUUCGUAAUCCCAUUGUUUCUCAGGUCUCAUUUUUGAUAAGUGAAAAUGGCAUGCAGUUUCCUAUGGUCACAAUAUGCAACUUCAACUCUGUCAAGAAGUCUUAUAUAAAGAAAUUAAACGAAACGGGUGACUUCUCCGUUACCUUACUAGACUAUCUCAUCCAGUCUUUGAUGGAUACAGAGGCACUUUAUGGUAAUUCGGAUCGAGCAGAGCUGCAUGUGGGAGAACGGGCUCUACAAGUCUACCAAAAACAGCACCCAAAUUUUACAUUUGAGGAAUUCUUCUAUAAUGCAGGCUUCAAUUGCUCGGAAACGAUGAAGCUUUGCUCGUUUGCUGGACGACAGUUCGACUGCUGUAAAUAUACGCAAGCAAAGUUAACAAACCUUGGUAAAUGUCAGACGUUGGACCUUCGAGCAGCUAAGGAAUGGUUUCAAAAGCAAGUCGUCGCUGGAGUUAACGCUGGGCUUCAACUAAUUCUUGAUGCACAUAUGGAAGAGCAGUUCGAUGGGACAGGAGAUGAUAUCGACGCUGUAUUCACCAAUGCUUACGAGAACGGAUUUCGGUACUAUGUGCAUGCGCCCGAUACUAUACCGUAUCUCGUCUCUGAGGGUAUUAGUGUCUCGCCUGGGAUGCGUGUGUAUUCCGCGAUCUCCACUAGCGUGUAUGUCUUGCUGUCACCAGAAGAGUGGGGAAACUGCACUAAUGAAUGGCCAGAGAAAUACGCGACAGAUCUACCGUACUCUGCUGUGAAUUGCAAGGCUUUGUGCAAUGCUAACUUCAUGUAUGAUCGUUGCGGCUGUGCACCUUUCGCCUUUAACAUCGAUGAAGCUCUGCCUACUUGUACGCCGUAUGAAACUGUGCAGUGCAUCGAUCAGAUUCGGGUGCAAACUACUGAUGGAACCGAUCACUACCAUAGGCCACUUUGUGCGGAAUGUAAACUGGAAUGUAGCAGCCUUUUCUAUCAUGCAUACAACUCUUAUGGGCAUGGAUUCAGCCAGGGCGCUCUGAAAAAACUCAGUCGCAAAAAUCCAAAAUGGAGCAAAGCCCAUAUGAGAUCGAACUUUUUGACGCUCAAUGUUUUCUUCCGAGAUAUGGCUCACACCGAAUAUCGACAACGACAGGAUACAUCUCUGACCCAAAUUCUCAGUGACAUCGGCGGUAACAUGGGAAUGUUCUUGGGAAUGUCACUGAUCACAGUGACUGAGAUUAGUCUGUUUAUAUCGAAGAUCGGCUGGAUAGCAUUUUCAAAAAAGCGAAGGGACUACUUGUACAAUAAGAAGCAGCGAGAACUGGAACACGAAAAACAGCUCGAGGAAACAGUAUCAGCGAUCAGUCAACUACGAACGCGGAAAAAUGGCAGCAUCGGCAUUGGUGAUUCCUUCCGACGGUUAAAAAUGCUUAGCAGACGAAUUCAUGACAGUAUUUCUGCAAAAUCAAGCCAUGUUGAUUCACCACCGCUGGAAAAGGUAGAGGCUGGCACCUGUACAGAUUUGGAAGAAGCAGAAAAGGAGAAGAAGAAAAGCAUGGAUAACGGUGUUAUCCAAAAUGGAUAUGCCAACGGAGUUUCCGAAAAGCCUGAAAUGAUCGAACUUAAAAUUGAUCUACUGGAUUUGAAAAGGCACCUGACGAAAGGGACACCUUUGAGUAUAAAAAGGAGGCGAGCCAAUACGGCUCCACCGGCACCGCGAGGUUCGAAGAAUCCGACGAUGUCGACGACGGUACCGUGCAGCAAAUAUUCAUUACCUGAUGAACAAUUGCAAGGCGAAGCCUUAUAACAAUUACGGUUAUGUAAAUUA